Messenger RNA from Hirsutella rhossiliensis, 408 nucleotides. RefSeq lists its product as uncharacterized. The transcript has a single exon. The coding region runs from base 1 to 408 and encodes 135 amino acids. The record is from RefSeq and is a predicted model, not a curated record. NCBI's taxonomy places the organism in Eukaryota, Fungi, Ascomycota, Sordariomycetes, Hypocreales, Ophiocordycipitaceae.
AUGUGCUGCUUUACCCUACACGACGCCAGCAGCGGCGAGAUUCUCCAACAAGACACGCAAACCGGCUUCUUGUUCCUCAACUCUCCCCAGCCAGACGGGCGGUACUGCCUUCACCGCCCCGACAAUAACAAUGUCCUCCGAGACGUCAUGGACAACGCCUGUAUCAUAAACUCGGCUCUCAAGUUCCAAUGCCUCGAUCCGACCCCUGGCUUUAACAGGUGGUCCGUCCAGCAGAGCGGCGGCCGGGCGCUGCUCGCUGUCGACGGGUCUACUUCCUUCAAGGCCUGCCCCGCCGGCGCUGGCGCCGAAAUGGUCUGGAGUGCUCGCAAGAGCGGGGGUCUGGGCUGCAGGGACAUGCGUAUCGUGGCGAACGGCCUCGAGGGAGCGUGCCGUGGGCUUGAUGGCUGA